Molecule: messenger RNA, 2648 nt
Organism: Fundulus heteroclitus (mummichog)
Lineage: Eukaryota; Metazoa; Chordata; Actinopteri; Cyprinodontiformes; Fundulidae
Product: protein dopey-2-like
Exons: 16
Coding region: 185-1813 (542 amino acids)
Biological process (GO): Golgi to endosome transport
Cellular component (GO): trans-Golgi network; endosome
Source: RefSeq, a predicted model, not a curated record
GGGCAAAAGGAGACAUAAAAACAAAGUCUUGCCUGUAGCCAGCGAGGCCCGUCUGAUCAUCGUGGAGCUCAUAAAAUCGCUUCACACCCUGAACACCGAGACGAUCCUACACCUGGUUAAAGAAGUCGUGAAGAGGCCGCAUCAGAUCAAAGGAGAACAGAAGGCAACGCUGGUCGACAUUCCCAUGCUGCAGUUCAGCUAUGCCUACAUCCAGAGCAUUUCAGCUGCGGCCCUGCAGGAAAACGUCGCUCCCCUCCUCGGCCUGUUAAGGGAGUCCGUUCAGCUCAACCUGGCGCCGCCCGGACAUUUCUUACUGCUGGGGAUCCUAAAUGACUUUGUCAAUCGUCUCCCCAACCUGGACAACAAGAAGGACUCCAAAGAUCUGCAGCAGGAGGUGACCCAGCGGAUCCUGGAGGCGGUGGGCGGGAUCGCAGGCUCCUCUCUGGAGCAGACCAGCUGGCUCAGCCGAAGCCUGGAGGUCAAAGUGCAGCCACAGAUUUGCCAGGAAGCCGAAGAACCGGAUGACGCAGAUGUGGACGGGGAUCACUGUGAGUCAGUAACUCAGGCGAACGCCAUGGUCUCCUCCUCCGCUCCCUCGGUGUACAGUGUGCAGGCUCUUACGCUGCUUGCAGAGAUCUUGGCGCCCCUUCUGGACAUGGUCUACCGUAGCGAUGAGAAGGAAAAAGCUGUUCCCCUCAUCUCACGUCUCCUCUAUUAUGUUUUCCCUUACCUCAAGAACCACAGUGCCUACAACAUGCCCAGCUUUGCAGCCGGAGCUCAGCUGCUCAGUAGCCUCAGUGGGUACGCCUGCACCAAAAGGGCCUGGAAGAAGGAGGUGUUUGAGCUCUUCAUGGACCCGCUCUUCUUCACCAUGGAUGCCUCCUGUGCACACAGUUGGAAAUCAAUUAUUGACCAUCUACUGACUCAUGAGAAGACCAUGUUUAAAGACCUGAUGGGCAUGCAGAGCAGCUCCCUGAAGCUGUUCCCCAGUGCCGACCAGAAGCCCAUGCUGCUGAAACGGCAGGCGUUCGCCAUGUUUAGCGGCGAACUUGACCAGUAUCACCUCUACCUUCCACUUAUUCAAGAGCGCCUCACGGAGACUUUGCGCAUGAACCCGAGCGCUGCUGUCUGCGCCCAGAUGUUCUUGAUGUUCCGUGUCCUCCUGCUGCGGAUCUCAUCCCAGCACCUGACGUCACUUUGGCCCAUAAUGGUCACAGAACUUAUACGGAUAUUUGCACGUUUGGAGAAAUCUCUGCAGCCAGAUAAAGAAGUAUCAAAGUUGGCCAAAGUGGUGCGUGGAGCUCUUGACAGAAACGGACCAGUCAACUUCUCUCAGGCCGAGUUGGACAUGUACCUGUCAGCCUGCAAGUUCCUGGACACUUCCUUGGCUUUUCCUCCGGAGAAGAUGCCACUCUUUCAGAUGUAUCGGUGGGCAUUUGUCCCUGAGGUGGAUGUGAGCCGCUACAGCGGUCCAGAAAAUGCCCUGAUUGAAGGCGAACAGGAAUGCACGCCACAUGUUGUCAGAGUCCUGGAAGGCAUACAGCAGCGCUAUGGGGCACUAAACGAGCUGAGUGGGGAGUCCUCCACCGAGCACUUGGAGUUCCCCCUCCUCUUUCAGGCCUCCCUGUCCUCCAUCACCCAGCUCCUGCCUUUCCUACGCACCCUUUGCUGUUCCUUCCAGGCCCCUCCCGCCUGCAGCCAGCCUGCUGCCCACUUCCCCGUAGCCGACUACCCCGCAGCCAGUUCACACACCGUCCUGCACAGACUCGAGGACAUCAUUGAAAACGAGUUCCUGGACUCCAUGGAAAGUUAAAAGCUGAGCUUCUUCAGCAGCAGACGUGGAAAAAGACCUAAAAUGGGCACAGCCAGUGAUUAUGUUGUGUUGUGAAGUUGUGGUAAAGGAAAGGUUCUGGAAAUGUGAUUUAAAAAAAUAUUUUAGCCUUUCUGGUUGCAUCCCUGGAUGCAUUUCUGAACUGCUUUUACUGGGAAAAACUAAGGGACUCUGUGGUUUUUGUAUCCACUGGGCUUUUAAUGUGAAAAAAUAUGAAGGAAUUAAGCUUUGUUUUUGUCCAAAGAAGAGAUAUUGCCACAGCUUAAAGUCACUAAUUUAUUAUGUUUAAUGUCAAUAAAGGCAGCCAGGUAUCCUUGAGUCAGGUUACUUAUGGACUAAUCAAGGCAUGCAACUUAUGAUCAUGAUAGUACAGUCAACAGAUUUUAGUCCAGCAAAUAAAAAAAAAAGUUACUGUGAAGAACCGUAUUAGGCGCCAAUAGUGUUUUCCUUAACUACUCACCUGCUGUCUGUUUCUUCAGGUAUAACAAUCUGUCUUAAGAAUGUAAAACUCAAGAUCUUAGAAAUGUAUCUUAAUUUAUGCCACAACUUUUCUGGGUAAGCAGAGGAAUGUGCUCCGUGUGCAUUGGGGAAACUCUUUGAAAAUAAUGUCUGUGCCUCAACCUAAUACGUGCUUGCAGUUUUUGGUGAUCAAGGGAAAUCCAUUGAACUUUCCUAGUUUUUAUUCGUGCAUAGUUUUUACAGCUGCCAAUGUCUGUUUUGUUCCUGCACAUCUGAAUGUUCCUGUAAAUUGUUCAUGUUAAAAGGACCACGUCAAGUUUUGAUGCAAUACAAAAAUAAAACAACUCAUUAAAUUAAA